CCUAUGGGAGCAUGGCUUCCCGUGGAAUAUUCCAGCUGAUUUGCGCCUGGUCUUUAAAAGGAGGCGCCGGAAAGACAGAAAAGAAAAGAGGGGGAGACUAGGGAGCGUGGUUUGGAGGCAUCCCCAUCACUUCAAAGUUGUAGAGACUCAUAAAACACCUUUUGGGUUCCACUGAGCUUGUUGUGCCUCGCGCCAGAGAAUCAUGAUCCUCCUGACUCCCUCCUCCGGUUUCUUCCAGUGCACCAACGAGCUCGUCCUGACCGAUAAGCUCACGGCGCUGCACAUCAAGGAGUUUGUGCGUAAAAACGCCGCCAACGCUCUGUCGGUUGCCAACAUGGCCAUGGGCAUGGCCUCCAUCCUGUGCAGCCUGAACGGGCACCAUCACGCCGCGUGCUGGCUGGUCCUGAUUGGCUACCUGCUGGAUUUGGCAGACGGGGCGGUUGCCAGGCAACUUGAUGCCUGCUCGGCGCUCGGGGCCAAGCUGGACGACUUCGCUGACUUCACCACCUUCGGCAUCGCCACGUCGUUGCUCCUGCGGACGCCCCAGCUGGUGGAUAACGUCCUGUGCAUGUGCUACGCCUUCUCCGUCUUCGUCCGCCUCUGCUUCUUCUCCAGUGGGAUCCCCUUCAUGUACCGCGGCCUGCCCUGCAUCUACUCGUCGGCCAUUCUGUCCAGCGCCUCGCUGCUGUCGGGCGCCAACAUGGCCGUGCUGCGGGUCAUCGCCGUGGCCAUGAUCCUCUUCAUGAUCCGUCAGAACUUCUACCCACACGACAGAGUGCUGGAGUCUCAGGCCUGGAAGAAAGUGGUGUACGCUGGAGGAGUCGUCAUGUUGUUCUGCUCGUCCUUCUCCCCUGCGUGCAUCUACUACCUGCUCUGGUCUGUCUCCUAUAUUUUGUUCCCAACAUCCCUUUGGAGCAGAAAAGUGUAAAGAGGAAACCGACUUUGUCUGAGGCUCUAGAACAGUAGUGUUCCCUCUGUGUUCUGGCUGAACGGUGGCUUCCAGACAGGAUGUUUGAGGACGAUCUGGGUUGAACGCGCUGCAGCACCAGCAGCACGGUCCCGAUGUGACAUCUCUAUGAGAGAGCGCCUCAGAGAAUGAUGCUUAGGAGGAAUAUUUUAAUGUCACUGGUAAAAAUUAACAUCCGUGUUUUCUUCUUUUUCUGUUUUUUUUUCUGCAUUUUCAAUCAAGCCUGCAAGUCCUAUCCUGGUCCUGUCCUGUUUUAAGAUGAACUUUUAGAGUCUUUUACUGAAUGUGAUUAUGUGGCGGCUGGACACACUAUUUUGAAAUCACAUAUUCCACACAUUUUGAAUAUUUCUUCUUAAAUAUCUAGUAAAGUAACCUUUAUUUUAUUUGGCUGGACAUGAGAGAACUGUGCGUGUGUGUGUGUGUGUGUGUGUGUGUGUGUGUGUGUGUGUGUGUGUGUGUGUGUGUGUGUGUGUGUGUGUGUGUGUGUGUGUGUGAAAUUAAUAUUUAAAUACUGAUUGAGUCCGUAUCCAUAUAAUAUCAUUUUUUAACUUCCGGACAUUUACAGUAGCACACUCAGUUUUCCUCUGUGGGUGUUUGGAUUUACACACUAUAAAGCUACACUAAUGUAAACAUGAGCUUUCUAUAUGAAGAAUGUGUAUGAACAUUAAUAUGUGUGCUUUUACUGUAACCUUGUACAUUUGUGAAAUGAAAAUAAAUAUAUUUAUAAAUA
This is a messenger RNA of Betta splendens (Siamese fighting fish), 1697 nucleotides long. It is a transcript of the gene tmem269, whose product is annotated as transmembrane protein 269. Gene Ontology annotation, biological process: phospholipid biosynthetic process. Gene Ontology annotation, cellular component: membrane. The transcript has 7 exons. Gene Ontology annotation, molecular function: phosphotransferase activity, for other substituted phosphate groups. The coding region runs from base 203 to 928 and encodes 241 amino acids. The record is from RefSeq and is a predicted model, not a curated record. NCBI's taxonomy places the organism in Eukaryota, Metazoa, Chordata, Actinopteri, Anabantiformes, Osphronemidae.